Molecule: messenger RNA, 1102 nt
Organism: Lathyrus oleraceus (garden pea)
Lineage: Eukaryota; Viridiplantae; Streptophyta; Magnoliopsida; Fabales; Fabaceae
Product: enoyl-CoA delta isomerase 2, peroxisomal
Exons: 1
Coding region: 162-878 (238 amino acids)
Biological process (GO): fatty acid beta-oxidation
Cellular component (GO): peroxisome
Molecular function (GO): delta(3)-delta(2)-enoyl-CoA isomerase activity
Source: RefSeq, a predicted model, not a curated record
UCAACCAUUAUGAUUGCACGGGAGGAGAAUAUCCUUUCCCGACUUAGAGCUCUACAUUGAUAGUACUACUUAUGAUUUGUCACUAGAUAAAUAAACGGACAAAAGGAACAGAGUUGUGAUUCUUUUGAACAGUGUGGAUAAUAGAAAGAAAAAAAACAAAAAUGUGCAGUCUCGAGAAGCGUGACAAUCUAUGGAUCCUAACAAUUACCGGCGAUGAUCAAAACCGCCUCAAUCCAACCCUAAUCGAUUCCCUUCUCUCAACCCUAACAAAUCUCUCUUCCCAAUCCACUCCCGGCUCCGUCCUCAUCACCACCGCCAAAGGCAAAUUCUUCUCCAACGGCUUCGACUUGCUAUGGGCUCGUGCCGCCGGCUCCAAAUCCGCCGCAGCGGUUCGCCUUCAAUCAAUGGUCGAUUCGCUUAAACCAGUCGCCGCGGCGAUGAUAUCGCUUCCUAUGCCGACGAUCGCCGCCAUCAACGGCCACGCCUCUGCCGCCGGGCUCUUGCUCGCCAUGUGUCAUGACUAUGUCACGAUGAGAAGUGACCGAGGCGUGUUGUAUAUGCCGGAGGUAGAUCUAGGACUUCCGCUGCCGGAUUACUUCUCUGCCGUAAUGAAAGAGAAGAUCAAAACGCCAGCGGUGCUGCGUGAUGUGUUGUUGGCCGGCGUGAAGAUAAAGGGGAAAGAGGCGGUUGAGAUGGGGAUAGUGGAUUCGGCGCAUGAUAGCGUGGAGAGUACGAUAGAGGCUGCGGUGCGCUUGGGGGAAGAAUUGGCACAGAAGAAAUGGGUUGGGAAAGUGUAUGCAGAGAUAAGGAAGAGUUUGUAUCCUGAUGCAUGCAAGGUUUUGGGAUUGACUCCAAUCUCACUCAUAUCUAAGAUGUGAAUUGAAAGUUUCAGUCUUUCAUUCCAACUUUUUCAUUUUAUUAAGGAAUUUUAUUGGAUUCUUUAAGAUUGUGUUUGUUUUAAUCAUUGAAUUGGCGAUAAGUCUGACAAAAUCAGAUGUCAGUGUAUUUUUGUUCAAUUGUGUAUUUUCAUUGGUCAAAGAUGUUUGUGGUUCAUUUCUCUUUAUAAAAUCCUAAAUGCAUUAUUCUUGGUGGUAAAGAUCAA